AUGCUGCGCGGUCUAACUUUACUAGCCACACUGUCCCUGGCGGCAGCUGCUCCAUCCCAAUACGACUAUAUCGUGAUUGGGGGCGGCACGAGCGGCCUGGCGGUGGCUAAUCGCCUUUCCGAGAACAAUCCACAGGAGAACGUUCUGAUCAUUGAGGCGGGUGAUUCCGUUCUCGAUAAUCCCAAUGUGACCGCUGUGGAUGGCUAUGGACUUGCUUUCGGUACACAGGUCGACUGGCAAUACGAGUCCGUGAACCAGACGUAUGGCGGCCAUACUCGUCAGGUUCUUCGCGCUGGCAAGGCCCUCGCCGGUACCAGUGCUAUUAACGGCAUGGCAUAUACCCGUGCGGAAGACGUGCAAAUCGAUGCGUGGCAAGCGAUUGGAAAUGAAGGAUGGACAUGGAGGAAUCUUCUCCCCUACUAUCUGAAAAGUGAGAACUUGACCCAGCCGACCACGAUGCAAGUUUCCGCGGGCGCGGCUCCUAACCCCGCGUGGAAUGGAAAAGACGGUCCUCUUAAACUGGCAUACUCGGUCACCUCGCCUAGCCAGUUGACGGCCUUGCUAAACCAGACGCAUCAAAAUCUGGGAGUUCCCUGGACGGAGGACAUCAACGGGGGCAAGAUGCGGGGGUUCAGUAUCUACCCUUCGACGAUUGAUGCGGAGGGUCAGGUCCGCGAGGACGCAGCCCGCGCGUACUACUGGCCGUACCAGUCUCGAGAAAAUCUGCACGUUCUCGUUAACACUUUUGCCAACCGGAUUGUCUGGCGCGAGGGCCUGGGGAAGAACAAAAACAAGGGCGACAUCACAGCCAGUGGUGUGGAGAUCACCUCUCACAAUGGAACUGUCAGAGUGAUUAGUGCGAAGAAGGAGGUUAUAAUCUCCGCGGGAUCGUUGAAAUCACCCGCUCUUCUCGAGCUGUCCGGCAUUGGCAACCCAGAUAUCCUAAAAAAGUACAACAUACCUGUCCGUGUUAACCUGCCCACUGUUGGCGAGAACCUCCAAGACCAGAUGAACAGCGGCAUGGCCGCGACAUCUCGCACCAAUAUCACUGACGGCUCUGCUGUGGUGGUGUACCCUAAUGCUUACGACAUCUUCGGGAACGAGACCACUGCCGUAGCCAAUUCCCUCCGAGCCAAUCUAAAGCAGUACGCUGUGGACACAGCCAAGGUUAGCAGGGGAAGCAUGAAGACUGUGGAUCUCGAGCGGCUAUUCGAGAUCCAGCACGAUCUGAUCUUUAAGGAUCGUACCCCUAUCGCAGAGAUCAUAUACACGCCCGGCGGCGCAGCUACCCUGUCCUCCCAGUUCUGGGGCCUCCUUCCUUUUGCUCGGGGUAACGUGCACAUUGGCUCGUCGAAUCCUCUGCAGAAGCCGACGAUCAACCCGAACUACUUUAUGCUGGAUUGGGACUUGCAGAGCCAUGUGGCCAUUAACAGGUUCAUCCGCCGUACAUUUGAGACUGCUCCGCUGCGCGACCUGGUGGCUGAGGAAUCCACCCCUGGGUUCUCGGUUGUUCCUCGAGACGCAUCGGUAGAAGAUUGGAAGGAAUGGAUGUUUGAUGGGCACUAUCGGUCGAACUUCCACCCUGUGGGCACUGCCGCCAUGAUGCCCCGAUCGCUGGGCGGCGUGGUAAAUGGCCAUCUGAUCGUGUACGGCACCACAAACGUGCGGGUAGUAGAUGCGUCCGUGCUGCCCUUCCAGGUGUGCGGACAUCUGGUCAGCACCCUGUAUGCGGUGGCCGAGCGAGCAGCGGAUCUUAUCAAGGAUGAAUCUGUGUAG
Molecule: messenger RNA, 1776 nt
Organism: Aspergillus tanneri
Lineage: Eukaryota; Fungi; Ascomycota; Eurotiomycetes; Eurotiales; Aspergillaceae
Product: GMC family oxidoreductase
Exons: 3
Coding region: 1-1776 (591 amino acids)
Molecular function (GO): oxidoreductase activity, acting on CH-OH group of donors; flavin adenine dinucleotide binding
Source: RefSeq, a predicted model, not a curated record